AAAAAUCUGUGCAGACAAAUCUUCCUGUUUUGCGCUGUUCUCUCUCAUCAUUCCCUACACAGAGGAGAGAGAGAAAUUACUAAUCCCCACUACUAAACUACUACGAGCUAGUAUAAUUCUAGAGAGAGAAAGUAAAAAAAAAAUGGCUAGAAGACCUGACGAAGAGUACGAUUACUUGUUCAAAGUAGUGUUGAUCGGUGAUUCCGGCGUCGGAAAAUCCAAUCUUCUCUCUCGAUUCACCAGAAAUGAGUUCUGUUUGGAGUCCAAAUCCACUAUCGGCGUUGAAUUCGCUACACGCACUCUCCAGGUUGAAGGAAGGACUGUUAAGGCACAAAUCUGGGAUACCGCAGGGCAGGAACGAUACAGAGCAAUUACCAGUGCCUAUUACAGAGGGGCACUUGGCGCCCUUUUGGUGUAUGAUGUGACCAAGCCAACAACAUUUGAAAAUGUGAGCAGGUGGUUAAAGGAACUUCGGGAUCAUGCUGAUUCCAACAUUGUUAUCAUGCUUAUAGGCAAUAAGACUGAUCUGAAGCAUCUCCGGGCUGUUGCCACUGAGGACGCACAAGGUUUUGCCGAAAAAGAAGGUCUUUCAUUUAUAGAAACUUCUGCUCUUGAAGCAACAAAUGUUGAAAAGGCUUUCCAGACAAUUCUUGCAGAAAUCUACAGGAUAAUUAGUAAAAAGUCACUUUCCUCAAAUGAGCCAGCAGCUACUACCAUCAAAGAGGGGCAGACUCUUGUUGUCGGAGCUCAGGAGUCUAACACAAAGAAACCUUGUUGCUCUUCGUCUUAGUGGAUACACCAUGUUGAUUCUUUUUGCUAUAUCUGUGUUUGGUCUUUCUGAUUCUAUUCUCGCUUUGAAACGUAUGUUUGUUGCUGUAAUCAUUGCAUGAUUUCUUUUCUUGAUGUGAUUAAAUGAGGUAUAUUAGAGUAUUUAUUGGAUACAAGUGUUUAAUUUAAGGGAUUACUACCCCAGGAUUUUGGUCA
Messenger RNA from Daucus carota subsp. sativus, 984 nucleotides. RefSeq names its product ras-related protein RABA2a. Gene Ontology annotation, biological process: vesicle-mediated transport. The transcript has 2 exons. Bases 143 to 790 code for a protein of 215 amino acids. Gene Ontology annotation, molecular function: GTPase activity; GTP binding. The record is from RefSeq and is a predicted model, not a curated record. Gene Ontology annotation, cellular component: endosome. NCBI's taxonomy places the organism in Eukaryota, Viridiplantae, Streptophyta, Magnoliopsida, Apiales, Apiaceae.